GCAUGUUUUUUUCCAUUUGACAGAAAAUUCAUUUGCAAAUUGCCCGACAAAGGUAAAAAGAUCUCAGACACCAUUGCCAAACUAAAAUCUGCCAUUGCAGAACGUGAAGAGAACAGAGGAAAAAGUGAACUGUUUUACCCUGUUAGUGUAGACUUUGAGCAAAGGCAAAAGGCAAUUGCAGGAGUUGAUGUUGACAUAGUGAAGACCCCAAAUUCUGACCAGAUGCUUGAUACUUCGUCACUAGUUCCUGGCUGUUCCCCUGUAGAUAAAAUCAAGUCAUCCAAAACAACUCCAGAAAAGCAGCAACUUGUGCAUCCUCACCAAGACAAUGAAGAGACUCCAGAGGCUGAGUCCACAGGGAACCAGCACCCAGCUUCCAACAGCAGGGCCAGGACGCUUUGCCCAACUGAGGCUGUGGAGCGUGUCCCGCAGCAUUGUGUUUCAGGUCAGACAGAUGAUAUUUCCAGCAGCUUGGACAACCUGUUUAUUGACAAGUUGCAAAGGAUCACGAUUGCAGACCAAGGUGAACACCACUCAGGAGCAAGCACGGGUGCAGAGACCUUGACGAGCCUCUGUAUUGGGCCUCCUAAGAGGCCUCAUUACAUGAACGUGCUAGAAAUGCGAGCCAAAAACCCUGUGCCCCCACCACAGAAGUUUAAAACCAAUGUGUUACCAUCACAGGACACUGGUCCACCUGGUCACUGCCACAGGGGAGAGUCUCCUGAUUCCUCCGUGGAACGGCGGUGCAGGGACAAGCAGCAUCUCGAUGACAUCACGGCAGUGCGGCUCCUGCCACUGCGCCAUCUUCCCACACAGCUGCUGACUAUAGAAGAAUCUUUGGCACUUCAGCAACAGCAGAAACAGAAUUUUGAGGAGAUGCAAGCGAAGCUCGCUGCACAAAAAUUAGCUGAAAGACUGCAUAUUAAGAUUCAGAGUUACAAUCCAGAAGGGGAGUCUUCGGGGAAGUACCGAGAAGUAAGGGAUGAAGAUGAUGCCCUGUCCUCCGAUGAGGAAUUCUGAAGAUGGGUGUUGGGGUGACCUCCUAAGUCUCCGCUGCUUGAGAUGCCAUUUCCUAAUAUCAUCAGACUUUCUAACAAGUAUCAAGAUCAGUGUCAGACAUAGUUGAGGGAAACGUUUUAUAUAGUUGCACAAAGGUAGCUACAAGAAAAGGCCCAGUUUGUGUUUCAGAUGAUGAUCUUCCCGUGUUGGAAAAUUUAAUAUUUGAAUAUUGUGUUUGACCAUAUUGUAUUAAAGUUUUGCAGUUUGUCGUGCAUUGAUCUGAUAUUUUAGUAUGUGGUACAACACAUUUUUUUUUUUCUUUAAGCCAAGUGAAAUCAGAUGACUUUGCUUUUUUCCUUAGUCUACUUCUACCAAAUAGCAUUUAUCACAUCCUUCAGUGGAGUGCAUAGUUGUCCUGGAUGGCUGAAGUGAACUAGGAAGUCAGUUCCCUCCUAUUCUGAGCAGUGAAGGGAGCUGCUUUGAGAAGACAGCGCAGUGGGCAUGGAGUCCUGAGCUAUUGGCAGUGAAGUAUUGGAAGGGCGCUCAGGAAAAGCUCAGCAGGUCUCCUGUCCUGUCUUACAUUAGAAGGCUGUUCCCUUCCUUCUCCAGGAACGGGGGAUACUUUGAGGAGAUGCUGGAGGGUGAGGGGGUCUUACUAGAAGGUCAGACUUGCCUGGAGUAACUGUUGGAACAGGAAAUGUCCUGGCCAACUGAGCUGGAUAAAAGGAGGUGCAUCUCGGGCAUCGGUGCUGUUCUUGGGUGUCUGUCUAUGUGUGGGACAUAUGUGUCUGAUAAGGAGACCAGUUUUUAAAAGUUAAACUGAGUUGUCAAUACUUUGCUUUCUCCCCCCAAUAAAGUCAUAUAUAGGCCUUAAAACUUCAUUCUCAUAUACAUGUUUCAAUCUCAUGACAUGUUUGUCAUUUUAAAUGAUUGUAUAUUGUCUCUAGAGGAAUUAAUACUUAUGUUAUCAAAAAAUUCAGUACUGAAAAGAAUAAAAUAUUAUAGCAACUUCAAAUGCCAGUGGUGAUAUUUUACUGGUAUCUAAAUUUUGCUUUCAUUUUCUUGAAACCCACCAGCCAGACACAAACCUGUAACACUUAAGUGUUCGUUCUGUUACUUAGUUUUCUAUGCAUAGUUGUACAUUUAUACUUUGAAAAUGCAGUCAUACCAUGUAUUGUUUCACAGAUAAUAUGAACAUUUAAAUAUUAUAAAUAUUUGUCUUUAUUAAAUACUUUGCAUUUUAGAUAGAGUAUUUUUCAUGGGAGUACCAUAUUUUUAAAAAUCAUUUCUUAUUUUUUGUUUAUUAUGUAAUCUCAAUAUUGAUUUGCUCAGUUUCUUAAAAGAUAAUUCCCUCUACCAGGUAUGGUGGUACGUACCUGUAAUCCCAGCGAUCCGGGAGGCUGAGGCAGAAGAAUCAUAAAUUGGAGCCUAGCUUGGGCAAUUUAAUGACUAAUUGAGACCCUGUUUCAAUUUAAAAAGCAGAGGAAUGUAGGAUUGUAGCUCGGUGCCAAAAUCUGGGUUCAGUUCCUGGUACCCCCCCAAACCCCAGAAAAAACAUGGAUACAUUUAUUUCCAGAGACUUUUUAAGAAGUGAAAUUGCUGGAGGAAAGGUAUGUAAGUUUUUGAGAAUUUUGCUGUAUAUCACUCAUUUCAGAGAUUGUGUCCACUUUUAUUCCCUUUAGCAAUCAAUCACCCAGAAUUUAAAUUACUAUUUAAGAUAUUUGCAAGUUAAUUAUAGAAAAAAGCUUAGUGAUGCAUGUUUUUUUAUUUUCCACUUCGAUUCAUUCUUUUGAGAACUGCUUUUUCAUGUGUUUUUGUCCUGUUACUGUUUUGGAGAGCCCUUUUUCUUGGUUUAAAUUCUUUAUAAAUUACGAACAUCCAUCCUUUGUCAUAUAAUUUUUUUU
Molecule: messenger RNA, 2903 nt
Organism: Fukomys damarensis (Damara mole-rat)
Lineage: Eukaryota; Metazoa; Chordata; Mammalia; Rodentia; Bathyergidae
Gene: Polr2m
Product: RNA polymerase II subunit M
Exons: 3
Coding region: 223-1020 (265 amino acids)
Biological process (GO): intracellular signal transduction; maintenance of ER location; transcription elongation by RNA polymerase II
Cellular component (GO): nucleus; RNA polymerase II, holoenzyme; intracellular anatomical structure
Molecular function (GO): transcription elongation factor activity
Source: RefSeq, a predicted model, not a curated record